Daucus carota subsp. sativus is the source of this 2189-nucleotide messenger RNA. RefSeq names its product lysM domain receptor-like kinase 4. Lineage: Eukaryota; Viridiplantae; Streptophyta; Magnoliopsida; Apiales; Apiaceae. The transcript has a single exon. The record is from RefSeq and is a predicted model, not a curated record. Gene Ontology annotation, biological process: protein phosphorylation. Gene Ontology annotation, molecular function: protein kinase activity; ATP binding. The coding region runs from base 137 to 2050 and encodes 637 amino acids.
AUGAACUAAGCAACUAUUCCCUUAUUAUUUUUGCAGCAUUUUUUUAUUAUUCUAGCUUGUUUAACAAUAUCUGUCUGGGAAGAUACAUUCAUCUUGCCAUGGGCUAUUGACUACUGAGUAUUGUUGCUACUUCACAAUGGAUUUCAUGCAUCUCCUUUGUAUCUUCUUCAUUUCUGUACUCUCUUGCUCUUAUUUGAUUAGGGGUCAGCAGCCUUACAUCAGAAAAGCUACGACAGCUUGUGGCAGCGCGGACAAGUCAAAUUCUGCACUCGGAUAUACCUGCAAUGGUGUCACCCCUAGAUGCCAAGCUUAUCUCACCUUCAGAUCUCAGCCUCCAUUCACCUCAGUCUCUUCAAUUUCGAGCUUGUUGGCUGCUGAUCCAUCUGAGCUGUCUCAGCUCAAUUCAGUUCCCGAAGACGCUACAUUUGAAACAAAUAAGGUGGUCCUUGUUCCUGUCAACUGCUCCUGCUCAGGCAAGUACUACCAGGUAAACGCGUCUUAUGUUGUACAGAAAGACGAGACCUUUUUUAUCAUUGCUAACAACACUUUUCAAGGCCUCUCGACAUGUCAAGCCCUCCAAGCGCAAAACAAUAAUCUUACAACUAAGAAGUUGUAUGCUGGUACGAGACUUAUCAUUCCUCUGAGGUGUGCUUGUCCGACUAAGAACCAAACUAAUGAUGGUGUGGAUUAUCUGUUAAGUUAUUUGGUUACUUGGGGUCAAUAUGUUGCACUUAUUGGUGAUAUAUUUGGGGCGGAUACUGGCAGGACUCUUGAUGCCAAUGGUUUAUCGGAAGAUGACACAGUUAUCUAUCCUUUUACAACCCUUCUAGUUCCUCUGGAAAAGCCCCCCUCAAGUUCUCAAAUCUUACCAAUUCCAUCACCACCUCCGCCUCCACCAUCUUCACCUGUUUCUUCGUCACAUACUAAGAGUAAAACAUGGAUAUAUGUUGUAGCUGGAGUUCUCGGAAGUCUUGGUCUAUUGUCAGUGAUCGGAGUGGUGGUUUUUUGUUUCUUCUUUCGUAAAACUAAAAGUGGAAGUAAGAAGGAUAUAGAUCCAGUAUUCACCUCAGAAAGUUUUGAGGCACUAGAGAAAUCAACAGAGAAGAAAUUUGAACAAGAAUUUGAUUUCUUGGAAAGUGUAUCCAUUUCUGCUCAGUCCCUCAAAAUCUAUACUUUUAAGGAGCUUGAGUUUGCUACAGAAGGUUUUGAUCUCAGUUCUCUGAUUAAGGGGUCAGUUUAUCGUGGUAGAAUCAAUGGUGAUCUUGCUGCUAUAAAGGAAAUAAACGGAGAUGUAACCAAGGAAAUCAAUAUACUGAACAAGAUCAACCAUUUCAAUAUCAUCCGUCUUUCAGGCGUCGGCUUCAAUGAUGGAACUUGGUAUCUUGUCUAUGAGUUUGCAGUCAACGGACCCUUGUGCGACUGGAUAUAUAACAAUAACACAAGCCAAAAGUUCUUGACAUGGACUCAGCGGAUUCAGAUUGCAUUCGAUGUAGCCACAGGGCUUAAUUAUCUCCAUCGCUAUGCUUCCCCUCCAUACGUCCACAAGGAUAUAAAAAGCAGCAAUAUUCUUCUUGACACUAAUUUAAGGGCCAAAAUUGCCAACCUAAGUUUAGCAAGAUCAGCUGAUGAGGACGGAGAACAUUUUGUCUUGACAAGACACAUAGUCGGAACACAAGGUUACAUGGCUCCAGAGUAUCUAGAGAAUGGGAUGAUCUCCCCAAAGCUCGAUGUUUAUUCAUUUGGCGUUCUUUUGAUGGAAAUGCUUACAGGAAAGGAAGUUUCUUCACUGUACGAAGCAAACUCUGACUUGAGCAAUGCCCUCAGGCCUACUCUUCAGGAGGAAAAUGAAAAAGCGAAUUUAAGCAGUUUCAUGGAUCCUGCACUGGAAGGUAAUUAUCCGACAGAUCAUGCCAUUUUCGUGAUCAGACUAAUAGAUAACUGCAUUAAGAAAGAUCCUUCAGUGCGUCCAGAAAUGGAUGUUAUUGUGCAGAAUCUAUCAAGAACUAUUAAUAGUUCACUCUCCUGGGAACAUACAGGUAACUUCGAAUAGCAAAGUUCGAGUUACAAUUGCAGCUUGCAAGCUGCUGUCAGUUUGUAAAUACAUUGUGUUUCAACUCAUAUGUACUGUACUUAAGAAUCAUGCUUCUUACAUUUACUGGGUAGUUUACUGACGUUUGAUGUUCGAUAAA